Phyllopteryx taeniolatus (common seadragon) is the source of this 2307-nucleotide messenger RNA. RefSeq names its product aminomethyltransferase (gene amt). The transcript has 10 exons. Gene Ontology annotation, cellular component: mitochondrion. Gene Ontology annotation, molecular function: aminomethyltransferase activity; protein binding. Gene Ontology annotation, biological process: glycine catabolic process. NCBI's taxonomy places the organism in Eukaryota, Metazoa, Chordata, Actinopteri, Syngnathiformes, Syngnathidae. The coding region runs from base 16 to 1377 and encodes 453 amino acids. The record is from RefSeq and is a predicted model, not a curated record.
AUUCUUCAGCUUUGAAUGACCAAUCCAUCAGUUUUGGAAAGCAGGAAGCGGCGGCACGUCGUUCCUGGCCCAAAGAGCGGCGAGCCACCGUGGGACACCGCACUCUCCGGCGGGACUUUGGCUGUCGGCAUGUGGGCUCGCUUGUGGACCGGGGUCGGGCCUUCGGGGGUCGGGCGGCGGGCUUGGGGCGAAGCUCGGCUGCGGGCGGCGGCCGGAGAGCCGCGGCGACGCGACGCUUCGUCAAGUGCGGAGGCCGCCUCCGCCUCGAAGAAGACGCCUCUGUUUGACUUCCACAGGGCGCAUGGUGGAAAGAUGGUGGACUUUGCGGGCUGGCGUAUGCCCGUGCAGUACAAAGACAGUCACGUCAGCGCUCACAUGCACACCAGAGAGCACUGCGCCAUCUUUGACGUCAGUCACAUGCUGCAGACCAAAGUCCAUGGCAAAGACAGGGUCAGGUUCAUGGAGUCUCUGGUGGUGGCAGAUAUUUCAGAACUGAAAGACAACCAGGGUACGCUGUCCCUCUUUACCAAUGAGAAGGGUGGCAUCAUGGACGACCUCAUCGUAACGAAGACAAAUCAGGGUUAUCUGUACGUGGUCUCCAACGCUGGCUGCGCAGACAAAGACUCUGCUCACAUGAAGGCCAGACUCGCAGAGUUCAAGGCGUCAGGCUCGGACGUGGAUCUGGAGUUCCUUGACGACGCGCUGAUUGCGCUGCAAGGACCGUCCGUGUCUCAGGUGCUGCAGGAGGGCUUGAAGGAGGACCUCGGCAAGCUGACCUUCAUGACCUCUGCCCUGGCCACCGUCUUCGGUGUUCCCGGGUGCAGGGUCACCCGAUGCGGCUACACUGGCGAGGACGGGGUGGAGAUCUCCGUUCCCCAGUCCAGAGUGGUGGAACUGACUGAGAAGCUGCUGGCACACAGCGAGGUCAAGCUGGCCGGCCUGGGCGCCAGGGACAGCCUGCGACUGGAGGCGGGCCUUUGUCUCUAUGGCAACGACAUAGACGAGAGCACCACGCCCGUGGAGGCCGCUCUUGUCUGGACGAUAGGAAAGCGACGGCGUCGGGCCCGGGACUUCCCCGGUGCGGACGUCAUUGUCCCUCAGAUCAAGGCGAAGACCGCCAGGAAGCGAGUCGGCCUGGUGUCUAACGGCCCCCCCGUCAGACAGCACACACCCAUACUCUGUCCUGAUGGAAAGCUCAUAGGCGAGGUGACCAGCGGCUGCCCUUCCCCUUGUCUGAAGAAAAAUGUUGCCAUGGGUUACGUGGACGCCGCCUUCUCAAAGAACGGGACGGCAAUUCAGGUGGAGGUCAGGAAAAAAGCGGUGGCCGCCACCGUGUCCAAGAUGCCCUUCGUCCCUGCCAACUACUACUCUGGCUAGGGGCGACGUUCCGACGGUCCUCUUACACGGGAACCCGUGGCCGUUCCUCUAGUUUUCCGUAGCCGCCGGCCAAUGGAAAGCAAGCAUCUCGGUGUUUUUCUCUCAAACGCAACGAAAAGGUCUUUAGUUUGUUGUUGUAUUUAAAUCACAGAAAAUGUGCCCCCAUUUUUCAUUGGCUAAAGACCGUAAUACCUCUCGUAUUGAUCGAAGGAGCCUAUUUGCAACACCGAUGUAGUUAAUGCUCAAUAGAAGAAGAAGUGAGCAUAUAUAUGGCAAUUUGUCAAACUUGAAUAAUCAAUAAUCAUCGUUUGAGGUCAUGAAAGUGGUGGCUCAUUCUCAUUUUAAUUUCUAAGUACUAUAUCUAUCUUUUUCCAACAUUUUCUGUCCUCUUUUGGUAAAAGCAAACAGCUGAGUUGUGACAAUUUUACAACUGCGAGAAAUGUGAUGUUUUGUACGACGACGACGACGACAGCCAAAAACUGCCGAUUAAUGAAAACUGCCACUGUUCUAUCAAAAAGUGUCCUUACAAAUGUUUCUUUUGGGCUCCAAUCAUUUUGUAUUUAAUUUUCAAAAUAUCUUUGAAAUGAAAAUGUAGCGCACAUUAUUUCGUAAAGUUUGAACGAAAAAGCCUAGCAAUGUUCCAUUGAUGCACUUUUCGGACCAAAUGUCUACUGAUGUUUUGAAUAUGAACAUGACAUAUACUGUAAGUGAGGAGUGAUUGACUAACUUUCGAAACUUGAGUCCUUUAAUUGUGCAAACUACUGAUGCAAAAUUGUUUCACUUUUUGUCAACUGUCUUGCCCUGUGUAUGUGAAUCAUUACUUGAUCUGUAGCAUUUUCAACUGUAUUUGAUAUUUCUCUUUAUUGAAGGCGAUCUUACGUUUUAAUCACCAAAAUGCUUGUGUUUCAAACAUAAAAUUGAACAAUUCUC